ACGGCACAACAUGACUAAUUGUUUAGCAGGUCAUAUUUAUUUUUUUUCACUGCUGCAUUGUCGUUUAUAACAGGUUUGUGCACGCCGGCGCAGGUGAGUGACGCAGUCCAUCAGCAGGACGCACUGUUCUUCUCUGAAAUAACCAUUCACAACUUUCAAAACACUUUACGCGUGGAGUGGGGGAGCCGUGGGCUGAAUGCACUUCUUACAUCAGCACUGACACGGAUACAAAAGCAGAGCAGCUACAGGGAGGCAGGCCAAAAACUCUCCACAAGUGAUCCAUACGAGCUGUGUGCGCGCACUGACGAGACGCGGCGUAAUGGACGUACAGUCACUGAAAGAGGUGAAGAAGCCGCGGACACUGGGCUGCAGCAUCAAGCUGUUUGUGCUGUGCCAUGGCCUCCUGCAGCUCUCUCAGCUCCUCUACAGCUCCUACUUCAAGAGCACCAUCACCACCAUCGAGCGCCGCUUUGGCCUCAGCAGCUACUCCUCUGGGACCAUCUCCUCCCUGCAUGAGGUGAGCAACACGGUGCUGAUCGUGUUUGUGAGUUACUUUGGCCACAGAGUUCACAGACCGCGUUACAUUGGAGUGGGAGGGCUGUUGAUGUCAGUGAGCGCCCUCAUCCUCACUCUACCUCACUUUUUGUCCGACCCAUACGAAUACGACUCAGUGCUGCACAACCGCCAUGACAUCUGUAAUCUGCACAGUAACUCCACCCAGCCCGAGUCAUGUGGUCGCGACGAUACGAAGCGAUUGGCCGAGAGCAGCACCCUGUGGCUGCUCAUGGGCAUCGCUCAGCUGCUGUUCGGGGUCGGGUCGGUGCCCAUUCAGCCGUUUGGCAUCUCCUACAUCGACGACUUCGCUCGCCCCGGGAACUCUCCUCUCUAUAUAGCCAUCCUGUUUGCCAUCUCCGUGUUCGGCCCUGCCUUUGGUUUCCUGCUGGGUUCUGUUAUGCUUCGUAUCUACGUGGACAUCAACAGAUCUGACUUAGAGGCCGAGCUUGAGCUGAAUCCAUCUGAUCCGCGUUGGGUCGGGGCCUGGUGGAUGGGCCUCCUCAUCACCUCGGGCUGCCUCUUCCUCACCUCUCUGCCCUACUUCUUCUUUCCUCGCAGAAUGCCUCCAGUGCAAAAUGUGGUUGAACCUGAAAAUGACGUAAGCAGUGAUCUGAAGAAACCAGAUGUGUCUUUACUGGAAUUUCUCAAAAUGUUUCCGCGGAUGUUCGUGCGCCUCCUUCUCAGUCCUCUCUUCCUCCUCCUGGUUCUGGCUCAGUGCUGUUUCUCCUCGGUGAUCGCAGGACUCGCCACUUUCCUCAACAAGUUCCUGGAGCGUCAGUAUGGCGCCUCAACGGUCUCUAGCAGCCUGCUAGUAGGUGCUGUGAAUCUGCCUUCUGUUGCUGUGGGGAUGCUGAUUGGAGGAGUGAUCAUGAAAAAGACCAAUCUCUCUCUAAAAACCAUCCCUCGUUUCUCUGUGUUCAUGCUGGUCCUGUCCACACUCGUCUGCGUCCCGCUCUUCUUCAUGGGCUGUCCCACACAGAAAGUGUCUGAGGUCAACACGCGUCAGGAUGGGUCGAUGCCCAGGUGUUACUCCAACUGCUCAUGUCCCACCAGUGCCUUCCACCCCGUGUGUGGGUCCGAUGGUGUAGAGUACAUCUCCCCUUGUCACGCCGGCUGCACCAACUUCACCAAAGUUCCCAACAACACACACAAAAUCCAGAUGUAUACAAAUUGCAGGUGUAUCCCAGGUGCUCAGGGAUACGCCUAUCCCACCUCUUGUGCAAACAGCUGCCCUCACCUCCUCAUCCCCGUCAUCCUGGUCAUUUCUGUGGCUGCUCUCAUCGCCUGCUUCACCCACAACCCCAUGUACAUGAUGGUGCUCAGAACGGUUCCCUCUGAAGAAAAAUCAUUUGCCAUAGGAAUACAGUUUCUGCUAAUGAGAGUGUUAGCUUGGCUUCCUGCCCCAGCUCUGUUUGGGACGGCCAUCGACACAUCUUGUAUUUGGUGGAGGCGGAUGUGUGGAAGGAAAUUCAGCUGUGGAUACUACGACAAUGAUAUUUUAAGAAACAGGUACUUGGGUCUGCAGGUGGGCUAUAAGAUCAUGGGCAUCGUGCUUCUCAUGCUGCUGGGCUGGAAGGUGAAGAGGACUCAGGAGUACAACCUGGAGAAAAGACCAGAAGGACCCCUGUAGUUCUGGUCAAAACCGGUUCAUCCUGGUCAAAUCCUGGUCUAGUCCUGGUUCAAUCCUGGCCUAAUCCUGGUUUAGUCCUGGUCCAGUCUUGGUCUGCACUGCACCUAACUGGUUCACUUUCAGUGUCUGUGGUUUUAAGAGUCACUUUGGACUUUUUGCAUUUUCAACCACGCUGCUGUUAAAGGGGAUAAACCACAGUCACUAAUGGGCUAAACUGACUUAAUCUCCAAUGAGCCUAACGUUGUCUACACGCAGGCUGCUUUGGAUAUGAGGGGCGUCUGGUGAAAUUUUCUCCAGAACUAUUUCCAUUUGCAUGUUGCAGUGGGAACCGAUUUGUAACUAGUUUGUAUAGCUUAAUAUUUAAGUUUUAUUUUAGUGUUUUGUCUCAUACAGUGAGACACAUUUCACCUAUAAUAACAGCAUGUGUAGCUUGUGUCACGUUUUAUAUUUUUACCAAAAAGUUGUAUCUGUUUUUAAUCAAAUAAUAAAUCACCCAUGCGUUA
Boleophthalmus pectinirostris (great blue-spotted mudskipper) is the source of this 2688-nucleotide messenger RNA. RefSeq names its product solute carrier organic anion transporter family, member 2A1 (gene slco2a1). Bases 320 to 2185 code for a protein of 621 amino acids. The transcript has 14 exons. Gene Ontology annotation, molecular function: protein binding; prostaglandin transmembrane transporter activity. Gene Ontology annotation, biological process: prostaglandin transport; sodium-independent organic anion transport; transmembrane transport. Gene Ontology annotation, cellular component: membrane. The record is from RefSeq and is a predicted model, not a curated record. Lineage: Eukaryota; Metazoa; Chordata; Actinopteri; Gobiiformes; Gobiidae.